UUGUCCUCCAAGUCAACCACAGAUCCUUCCCCCAAAAUGAAAGGCUCUUCUUUCUCCUUGUGUCUUUUCUCUACUGUGUUUUCACUGUUGAUGUUGCGCUCUUUGGGACUGAAAAGGCUCCAUUUGGGAAACUGUGUACUCUCCAUGAACUAUCAAGAAAUGAGAAACGAAUUUUUGGAGAUCAAAGGCUAUGUGCAAGCUGAAGAUGGAAAUUUAGACAAAAGAAUCUUGAAGAGCUCAGAGGCACUGCAAGACACAAAGCCCACAGAAAGAUGCUGUUUUUUCCGCCAUUUAUUGAGGUUCUACCUAGAUAGAGUGUUCAAAAACUACCAGACAACCAACCACCACAUUCGCCGGAAGGUUAGCAGUCUUGCCAACUCUUUUCUUGGAAUCAAAAAGGAGCUUCGGCUCUGUCAUGACCACAUGAUAUGCCAUUGUGGGGAGGAAGCCAAGAAAAAAUACACCCAGAUUCUGAGUCAUUUUGAGGAGCUAGAUGCUCAGACGGCUGUAGUAAAGGCCCUGGGAGAGCUGGAUAUCCUCCUGAGAUGGAUAGAAAAGACCAAAUAAGAAGAUAAAAAUGGCAACUGUUGUAUUCGUCCCUCCAUAGGAGUUUCAGCCCUUGCUAAUACUCACUGGGCUAGUUCAGAAUGACUUUUUCCUUCAUCAUGUAAUGACCUG
Monodelphis domestica (gray short-tailed opossum) is the source of this 678-nucleotide messenger RNA. RefSeq names its product interleukin 20 (gene IL20). The record is from RefSeq and is a predicted model, not a curated record. Lineage: Eukaryota; Metazoa; Chordata; Mammalia; Didelphimorphia; Didelphidae.